Messenger RNA from Trichomycterus rosablanca, 3434 nucleotides. RefSeq names its product N-acetyltransferase 10 (gene nat10). Gene Ontology annotation, molecular function: tRNA binding; 18S rRNA cytidine N-acetyltransferase activity; ATP binding. Lineage: Eukaryota; Metazoa; Chordata; Actinopteri; Siluriformes; Trichomycteridae. Gene Ontology annotation, biological process: rRNA acetylation involved in maturation of SSU-rRNA. The record is from RefSeq and is a predicted model, not a curated record. Gene Ontology annotation, cellular component: nucleolus; 90S preribosome. The coding region runs from base 96 to 3164 and encodes 1022 amino acids. The transcript has 29 exons.
UGUGGAUGUAACGCUGUCGCUCCACGUGAGUGUGUUUUAGUGAGGUAUUUUAGGAUCAGUUUUUCAUUUUUCUGCCAGCAUUUGAGAUAAGGGCCAUGGCAAUGUACCGAAAAAAAGUUGAUAAUCGGAUUCGUGUUCAGAUUGAAAAUGGAGUAGCACAACGAUACCGCUCAAUGUUUGUCAUUGUCGGUGAUCACGGCAGAGACCAGGUUGUCAUUCUUCAUCACAUGCUCUCUAAAGCUACAGUACGGGCACGACCGUCGGUUCUUUGGUGUUACAAGAAGGAACUUGGUUUCAGCAGUAACCGUAAGAAGCGAAUGCGGCAGCUGCAGAAAAAGAUCAAAACAGGCACAUUGAACCUUAAACAAGAUGAUCCAUUUGAGCUGUUUAUUGCAGCAACAAACAUCCGUUACUGUUACUACAACGAAACACACAAAAUUCUGGGCAACACAUUUGGCAUGUGUGUGUUACAGGAUUUUGAGGCUUUAACACCAAACCUACUUGCUCGAACCAUUGAGACAGUGGAAGGUGGAGGUCUUGUGGUGAUUUUGCUGAGGACUAUGAACUCACUGAAGCAGUUGUACACAAUGACAAUGGAUGUCCAUUCUCGCUAUCGGACAGAGGCCCAUCAGGACGUUGUAGGAAGAUUCAAUGAGAGAUUUAUCCUCUCUCUGUCCUCCUGUAAGAGCUGUUUAGUCAUUGAUGAUCAGCUUAAUGUUUUGCCAAUCUCCAAGCACAUAGCAAACAUCAAACCUGUCCAACCUAAAACACAGGAGGAUGGUCUUUUGGCAGAAGAGCGGGAGCUUGAAGUUCUGAAGGAAUCACUGCAGGACAUGCAGCCAGUGUGUGUUUUAGUGGACUCUUGCAAAACCAUUGACCAGGCUAAAACUGUAUUGAAGUUCAUAGAAGCUAUAUCAGAAAAAACUCUACAGAGCACUGUGGCUGUUACUGCUGCCAGAGGCCGGGGCAAAUCUGCAGCACUGGGAUUGUCUAUAGCGGGAGCUGUUGCCUUUGGUUAUUCCAACAUCUUUGUCACGUCCCCCAGCCCAGACAAUUUACACACAUUAUUUGAGUUUGUGUGUAAAGGCUUUGAUUCUCUUCAGUAUCAGGAACAUAUGGAUUAUGAAAUAGUCCAGUCCUUAAACCCAGAGUUUAAUAAAGCUGUGGUCAGAGUAAACAUCUUCAAGGAACACAGGCAAACUAUUCAGUACAUCCACCCCAGUGAUGCUGUUAAACUGGGUCAGGCGGAGUUGCUGGUCAUUGAUGAGGCUGCUGCUAUUCCUCUGCCUCUAGUGAAAAAACUUCUUGGACCUUACCUUGUUUUCAUGGCUUCUACAAUCAGUGGGUAUGAGGGCACAGGGCGCUCUCUGUCUCUUAAACUAAUUCAGAAGCUGAGACAGGAAAGUGCAGAAAGCCAGCAGAGUCUCUCAGCUGAAAAUCAAACAAAAGGCACAAACAGCCUAGCUGCAGCUCGCUCCUUCUAUGAGGUUUCUCUUCAGGAGUCCAUUCGAUAUGCUUCGGGAGAUCCUGUGGAGGAAUGGCUGAAUGCACUGCUGUGUCUGAAUUGCCUGAGUGUACCACACAUUAACACAGGCUGUCCACUGCCUGAAACUUGUGACCUAUACUAUGUGAACAGAGACACACUGUUCUGUUAUCACAAAGCCUCCGAGGCUUUUCUUCAGCGCCUAAUGUCCCUAUAUGUAGCAUCACACUAUAAGAACUCCCCCAAUGAUCUCCAGAUGCUGUCAGAUGCCCCAGCUCAUCAUCUUUUCUGCCUAUUGGCCCCUGUUCAAAACACACACAACUCUUUGCCAGAGGUUUUGGCAGUUCUGCAGGUGUGUUUGGAGGGAGAGAUUUCUCAGCAGUCAAUUCUUAAAAGCUUGUCUAGAGGAAAGAAAGCCUCAGGGGAUCUUAUCCCUUGGACUGUUUCAGAACAGUUUCAAGAUUCAGAGUUUGCCGGCCUUUCAGGUGGAAGAGUGGUGCGAAUUGCAGUGAACCCAGACUAUCAAGGGAUGGGUUAUGGGACUCGUGCUAUGCAGCUACUGGAGUGCUAUUACCAAGGACAGUUUCCUCUCUUGGAUGACAAAAAACAGCAGGCUACCUGUGCAUUUAACUCAGUCAGCAAUAAGGCCAUGAAUCUGAUAGAAGAGGUCUUGUCUCCUCGGACGGAUCUACCUCCCCUCUUGUUAAAGCUGAAUGAGAGGAAGGCUGAAAGACUGGACUACUUAGGCGUGUCAUACGGCCUUACAUCCCAACUUCUUAAAUUUUGGAAAAAGGCUGGAUUUGUUCCAGUAUAUUUAAGACAAACUCCAAAUGAUCUGACAGGGGAGCACUCCUGUAUAAUGCUAAAGGCACUAAACACAGAUGAUGCAGCAGGACAGGGAUUAUGGCUGUCUGCAUUCUGGAAGGAUUUCAGGCGAAGAUUCAUCUCCCUGCUUUCCUACCAGUUUAGCAGUUUUAGCCCUACUUUAGCACUGAAUAUGCUGCAAAACAAGAACAUCAAAAAUGACAAUUCAGGAACGCUUACCAGUGAAGAGCUAGCUGCCCAGUUUACCCCAUAUGAUCUGAAGCGUUUGGAAAUGUAUUCCAGAAACAUGGUUGACUACCACCUAAUCAUGGACAUGAUGCCUACUGUGGCACGGACAUACUUCCUCAACCAACUCUCAGCUAUAUCAUUGUCUGCUGCACAGUCUUCUCUGCUUUUAGGACUUGGGUUGCAGCACAAAUCUAUAGAUGAAUUGGAGAAAGAAAUCAUGCUCCCCAGCUCUCAGCUCAUGGGCCUGUUUAACCGUCUUAUCCGCAAGGUGGUGCAGCACUUUGAUACUCUUCAGAAGAAGGCAGUUGAGACAGAGAUGGUCCCCCUAAAAGACAUUACCAUGGAGCCAACUGCUCUGACACUGCACACAGAUCUGGAUGAGGCUGCCAAGGAGUUCGAAGAAAAACACAAAAAGGACAUGGAAAAGAUUAAAGACAUGGAUCUUUCACAGUACAUGAUCCGAGGAGAUGAUGAGGAGUGGGACCAAGUUCUAACGAAAGCAGGUCACACAGCAGUUGUAAGCAUUACAAGUGCAAAAAGAAAAAUGGAGGGUGCAGAUAAGAUGAAGCCAUGGCAAGGCAAAAAGGUGAAAAAGGAGAAAAGUGGCAAAUCUAGAAAGAAACCAUGAUUACUAGACAAAAUGGUGAAAACUUAUACCUUUUUUUAAUUAAGCAAGUAUUAUACUCUCAAAUGCUACAUUAAGUAAAUAAAUACUGUUAACACCAAUUAGCUUAUUUAAAUAAGAGGCCAAGGUUUCUGUUGUCCAGAUGUAUUGUCCUAUUGCUUUUAUAUGAUUUGUUUAUUAAUAAUACAGUAAAAAAGUAAAAAUCUUGAUGUUAUUAUUAGUUAAAAUGUUUUGAUUACAUUUUUGUGUAUAAUAAAAACACCAAAGAUAAAA